AUGGGAAAUGAUGGAGGGUCCAUUGCAAAGAGAAAUGAUAUAAUAAACUUAUAUAAAAAAGAAGCCGAAAGUAACAACAAUUAUGAGGACGACUUUACUGUGUAUACGAUUUGUAAAUUGUCGAAGAAACUGCUUAUUGACAAACCUAUUGUGAGUGAUUACAAAGGAAAUAUGUUUUUAAAAGAAGAAAUAAUCAGGUUUCUAAUAAGGAAAGGCUACAAAACAGAUGAAUCAUUUUCACAUAUCAAGAAUCUUGGGGAUAUAAUCGAUAUAAAAGCCAAGUUCGAAGAGGGAAAACUCAUUUGUCCAGUAACAAAAGCAUCGAAUACCUUUAUUUACUCUCGAAACUGUGGAUGUGUUGUGGAUAAGAAGCUCAUAGAUGGGCUCAUCAAAGAGGAAGUGUUAAGUUGCCCCAACUGUGAUAAGGAUUUGGAAAAGGUUGACAUAGUUGUGAUAAACAACGAUAAGAAUAACGAUUUAAACUAUGAAGAGUUGAAAUCGAAAGGGUUGAACCAUUCAAAGAAACCGAAGAAAUCGAAGAAAUCCAAAGACUCCACAUCGAAUCAAGAAAGUACAACCAUUAAAGAUUCAGAAAGAAAAAGGAAAGUGGAAGAGGAUCAUCCAGUAAAGAAAAUCACAAAGUGA
Molecule: messenger RNA, 645 nt
Organism: Yamadazyma jaroonii
Lineage: Eukaryota; Fungi; Ascomycota; Pichiomycetes; Serinales; Debaryomycetaceae
Source: the annotation of a GenBank genome assembly